CUCUUCCGGUAUUUCAUUGAUACGUAUGGCUUGUGUUGCGUUCAGGAAACACUUAAAAAAACAAUGAAAGUAGUAAAGAUUCCAUUUUUACACUAUAUUCUAAACUAUUAGCAAAUUGACGCCAUUGUUAUUGAACAUGUUGUAUUUUUCUAUAAUAGUAGAGGCAUAGAAACAUACAGCAUAGUCAGUUAGUCCUGAAAGCUAAAGUUUAGUAACAUAGAGGUAAAUGUAAUUGAGCUCAGAAAAUGCUAAACAAUCGCCCAAAACAGCAAAAAGCUAUAAAAAGAAACACAACUAACUUAUUUAUAAAUUAAGCAUGACAACACCAACAUAGUUAGUAGGAGUUAGUUAACUUAGUUUAGAAGUAAAAAAGUAACGUGCACAAAAAACAUAUUUUUUGUCAUCCACCCUACAUGUUAUGCCUUUUGACAAAUAACAACAAACAAAACAUCGAACAAACCUCUGCAUCUGUCAAAGUAGAGACCACUCUACCAGGGAGUAGGGUUAUGGAAUAAAAGUCAUAUUUAGGGGUUUAAUCAGGCAGCAGUACCAACAGUAACCACAAAGAGUCCCCACAGUCUGUGAUUUCCCCUCAAAUAUGUUUAACGAAUUAUAAUUCUCUUAAAUAAAACAAUUACAUUUCUUCUUUUACAUGUUGUCAAAUAAAAUACGCUGAGUGCUUUGAUAAACAGAAGCUUUAAGUUUUUUUUAAAGUGUAGCAAAGUUCCACAGAAUUAAAGUAAACAAUGUACGUUGGUUGACUUUUAUUUGUGGUAUAAGUUCAGAGUAUUUUUUAUACAAGUAUAAAAUAUGCUCGUAGUGAAAUGCUGGUGACACAAGGAAAAGGUACUACAGUGUUUUUAAUAUGCAAUAUAGCUUAUAUAUCUAAAUAAUACCAAUGUCUACACGAUCCUCAGGACACUGACAAUGAUCAUAAUUCUUUAGUGUAGAAGAAAAAAGAUUUGAUCCCACUGUCAGCUCAAAUGUGUCAUUGACAGAUGUAUGUUUGUAAUCUGUUCCUCAAAGACAUUACUUAAAUACACCAGAAGACAGAGCAGCAGCAGCAGCUGUGUCCAUGCCAUUUAAAAUAUUUAUUUUUGUGUUUCUGUGGGUGAGUACUACACAGUAGAGCUGUUAGAUAAAACAGUGAACAUGUUUUCUUUAUGCUGAGAACCAUGCAGGUGACGUGUCCUGUCCCUGUUGGCAGCCAUCAUUAUUUAUUGUGAACAAAUAUCAUUAUCCUGAGAAUUCCCAGAGGAUAAGCUAGGGGGCAUGGACAAUACUGUGGGCCCUGACUGUGUAUCAGUAUCUCAGUCUGUUCAACCACAACUCAACAAACCUGAAUUAGCCCUUUAAGGCAGGGGUAAGGUGAUUGCACAGUGAAUAACAUGGAUGGGGGAAGUCAGUGUCAGCAUCAGCUUCUUCUUCUUCUACUUCUCUUUAGCCUGCAGCUGUUCUAAGGCUGUUACCAAGCUGCAGAUUCUACUGUCUCACUCAGGUUAUUUAUAAAAGGUGUGGCUGAUAGUGGCCCUCAGGUGUUUGUUUCUUCUGUUACAACAAAAACUGUGACACGUGCCGCCCCUCAGUUUCACAGCGGCCAAAGUAAACAGACACAUAGUAAUGAAUUAAGGCAAGAAGAAGGAACAGAACAUCUAGAACAGCCCCACACAGCACAGUGUUCAUGCCCCAGUCACAGGACUAAAUAUAUGAAUUAGUUGUACCAGUGGUAAAUUACAACACAGUGGACAAAACAGUGAAGAAAAAAAAAAUCAAACCUGUCUUAAAAUAUUCAAAAUAUGAUUUUGGUGUAUUUGUUAAUUCCACUGCAGAAACAGACUAUAUGUUUUAUGUAAAUGUCCAAGGUAUUAGCAAGGUUCAAAAUUCAAAAGUUUUAAUUUGUCACAGGAUCAGUUUGUUUGUCACAGGAUCACUUGUAACUACAGGUAAAUGUAUUCACAACGUGCUCCAUAGACUUUUAAUAUUCAACAUAUUCAGCAUUAAAAAACAUAAAUACACAUCUGUAUCAUACAGUAUUUACUACUUACAUCUAUACCGUGCAGUUAGAGGAGGUAUAUGUGAAUGAAGCUUCUGAAGUUUUCAUAUGUUCACAUAGAUUCGCCCACAUUAACCCUGCCAACCGCAACUACUACUGACCUCACUGAGCAAGGAUGCACUGACGGCAUCUGACCACAAGGGCUGCGUCAACAAGACUGACGGACUGCAAGGGCCCCUACAACUGCAACAACUGUUACUGCAAUAACUGCAUGAUGGCAACGACACAUUCAGUUAAGUCAACUAAUAUGUCCCUUUGAGGGACGACCCAAAAACAUGUCCAAAUAUUGAGCAAUUGAACAAAUGCGGGACACCUGGUCAGUUCACCUGGUCUAGAUGGCACUGAGUGUGGUUCGUUUGGUCUCGUGUCAGGAAACUGGACCCUCCCCCAGAGCGGAUACAGACUAAUCAGAUGGAAGAAGGAGGUGGGGGGAAGAGGGAUUAGAGUUUUUUUUUUUAAAAUCAGCUUUCCUAUUAGUUGUAUGGUAGUCACUAGUUUCAAUAUAAAAAUGGUAAAAUUCAAUUUUUUCCCCAAGUCUUGGCGCGCCCUGCAUGACAUUUCUCCCGGCUGCUUUUUCUACGACUGGCUCUGAGCUGGAGUCCGUGGACGUGUAUGUCUAAAAAGAUGCCAUCCUUAAAGAAGCGCAGCGUGUGUGCGUGUGUGCGCAUGCACACACACGCACACCGACAGCGAAAAUAAAUCAAUAAAAGUGCUGACACGUGUGGUCAAUGUGUCUCCUGCCCUUUUCAUUUACAGCGCAUCUCCACCUGGAACCAGCAGCAGCCUACUCCUUUCCCUUCAUUCGUUAAGUUAACGUCGGUAUGAUCAUACUAUACCGGAAGUUAUAAAAUGUAACUUUCAGAGAAAAAGUUUUGUUUUAGUAAUUAUUCCGAUCCCACACUUCAAACCAGUGUUUUGACCAUCAAUUCUUUGCCUACCGUAGUACCCUCUCUUUAUUACUUUCAAUAAUGUAUUGAAUAAACAAGAUUUAAAUUAUUUAAGAAAUAACAAUUGCACACAGUUUGGCCACCAUGUUGUAGAGGCUUCUGUUGAAAAUGAAAAUAUAUAAUUUGCUCAGAGAGUUAAUAAUACAGUAAUAAUAUAUACAAUAUUUAGUGAUGAAGUGAUGAAAGAAAAUAAACAAUUCUGACUGAUUCCCCACAUUUAAUGCUUUGCAGAUGUAAGUGAAAACAAUUAUGCAUUUAAAUCGACAUUUUCUUGAAUGUUCUUACAGUUUUAGCAGCUCAACCAAUCUGAUGGACAUAAAUCCAAACACAUAACCCAGUUUAUGUGUUUAUGUGUGUAAUGUUAACUCUGAUAUUAAAUCUUAAGUAUUAAACCCCAAUUGUUAAAAGUGUGAAGUGAAUAGUUAGACCUGUCAUAACAUGAUUUUGUUAUUCGAAUCAGACAUCCUUUGUUUUAGGAUGUUUGAUAUCCGUUUGCUGGUUAGGCUUUCAAUUAUGGCUAAGAAACAACUGAUCAAUGUAUUACUCCCAAAGAACACUCACUGAAACGAUAAAAUCACAUUUUCUUCAUCCUCAUCUCGUGUCUCGUUUUAAGACUGAAUUCCAAGAACGAUCACUUUUGCGCUACAUAUUAGAGGCUUUUAUUGUGGAGAUCUUAAUAGGAAGUACAUUGUAUCAUCACUGUUGGUUCGACACUGGUGUGGCAGCGGGUGACUCGUAGACUGCGGCGACCGCAAUUCGGGCAACAUGGGAGACGGUGUGGAUUUUACUGUGAGCUGGCUGUAAAAGGAGCGACGGGAACAUGGCGGAGAGGUUGGAGUGGGUGGAGAUCAUCGAACCGCGCACACGAGAGCGCAUGUACGCCAACCUGCUGACGGGCGAAUGUGUGUGGGACCCUCCGCAGGGAGUUCGUAUAAAGCGAACAGUAGAGAACCAGUGGUGGGAGCUGUUCGACCCCAACACCUCCCGCUUCUACUAUUAUAAUGCCUCCACCCAGCGCACGGUGUGGCACCGGCCUCAAGGCUGUGACAUCAUCCCCCUGGCUAAGCUUCAGACGCUGAAGCAACAGACUGAUGGCACCAUCCCUCGACCUGCAGGAGGAGGAGGGGGAGGAAAAACAUCAGCUGAUAACAGCCCAGGGAGGAACAGUGGGGUCAGCAGAGAGGGCAGCACCUCCUCCUCCCUGGACCAGGAGCUGUCAGAGAAACAGAGCAACAGAGAGGAGGCCGGCAGAACUUCUCCCUUCAGGUGGAACACAGGAACCAAGGAGCGAAUGCUGAUCAAAGUGACAGACAGAGAACCCAGCUUCCUGGCCCAUCAGGGAAAUGGCUACUCCCCCUGUGACCCUCCCAACCCCGCCGUCCCCUCCGGAGGGGGCACCACCUCACGAACCAGACGAUCCUCUGGAGGAAACCCGACCUCAGAACCCGACGGUUCCCCGGUUAUUUACGCCGACCGCCGUCAGUCUCCCUUCCUGAAGCGGGCGGAGCUUGGCGGGACCGCUACCCACCGUCGCUCCUCGGCUGACUCCCAGCCUCCUUCGCCUCGCUACGCUUAUGAACCCCCGCUCUAUGAGGAGCCACCGUCGGAGUUUCAGCCGCCCCCCAUCUACGAGGAGCCUCCCACCGACAUGCAGCUCACCGACUCCUCCUCUUUCUACGGCACUGGCAAGUCUCCGGGUCGGAAGACCUCGGCCCCCAUCUAUCAUUCUCCCAAACAGGGUCAGUCGCCCUACGGCCAGCUGGUUCUGACCAGGCAGAAGUGUUCGGAGAAGACCCAGAACCUGGAGUACAGUCCUGUGGGGAAGGAGUAUGUCAAACAGCUGGUGUACGUGGAGCAGUCGUCUUCGAGCCCCCGCUUCAAAACCGCUGACCGUCUGCUCCGUUACGGUACCACAGGGGGCUACAGCGGCUCCUACGGGGGGUCCUACACUCUGCAACACAGUCAGUCUCUCAUCAGGGACCCCCGACUACUAUUGGACUACAGUGGGGAGGGAGGAGAGGCAGGCCAGAGGUUGAUUUAUGAGGACUCCAUAUCCUGGUCGUCCAAUCAGACCCACACCCUCUCCUCCUCCUCCACAGGAGGUCCUGGGGCUUUCUCACCGGGGGGCAACCGCAAACGAAAGAGUCGAAAACCCUCCCUCCCUCAGGAGUUGGCGUUCUGUGGCGGUCCAGAGGGGGAGCUAACAGGUACAGCGUCAGAGGCAAUGCUGGCCCAGGCCAGACUGGCGUGGGAGGCCCAGCAGGUGAUGAAACAGAGGAGCAGUUGGGAUUCGGGUCAGGGAGGCGGAGCGGGCCAGAGCGGCAGCUCCAAGGACGGCUACGAGAGCGACGGGGCGAUGCCCCUGCCACUGCCCGGGCCGGUGGUGAGGGCGUUCAGUGAGGAUGAGGCGUUGGCCCAGAGCGACGGCCACCACUGGAAACGUCACACGUUUGAUCGCCUGGGUUUCCCUCAGGCCCUGCUGGAGAAGAGUCUCUCCGUCCAGACCAACCUGGCUUCACCGGAGCCUUUUCUCCACCCAUCACAGUCUGAGGACCUCGGCGCCUGCGCCCAGUUCGAGGCCAGUCGAAAUGCCAGGAACAUGAUGCCGAGCGCCAGCUGUGGCAUCUUCCCAGAAUUCACCCUGAGGAAGCCGUCCUCUGAGACUGACAUCGAGAACUGGGCAUCUAAGCACUUCAACAAACACACACAGGGUCUGUUCAGAAGAAAAGUUUCCAUCGCCAACAUGCUGGCCUGGAGCAGCGAGCCAAUCAAGAAGCCUAUGAUCAUGACCUCAGACCGCGGGGUGAAGAAGGAGGCCGUGGAACUCUUUAAGCUCAUCCAGACCUACAUGGGCGACCGUCGCUCCAAGGCCGACCCUUUCUCUGUGGCUCUGGAGGUGGUGGUGAGAGGGUGGAGUAACCAGGGUCUCCGUGACGAGCUCUACAUACAGCUGUGUCGUCAGACCACCGAGAACUUCCGCUACGACAGUCUGGAGCGGGGCUGGGAGCUGAUGGCCAUCUGUCUGGCCUUCUUCCCUCCCACGCCGCGGUUCCACACGUACCUGGAGGGUUACAUCUACCGACACAUGGACCCCCUCAACGACACCAAGGGAGUGGCCAUCAGCAGCUACGCUAAAUACUGUCACCGAAAACUGACCAAAGCUGCUCUGACUGGAGCCAAGAAGGGUCUGCAGAAACCCUGCCUGGAGGAGAUCCAAUACGCCAAGAACGCCAUCUUCAGUCUGUCCAUGUUCGGCUCCUCCCUGGAGGAGGUGAUGGCGCUGCAGAAGGAGCGGUAUCCAGACCAUCAGCUGCCCUGGGUGCAGACCCGUCUCUCUGAGGAGGUCCUGGGUCUCAAUGGAGACCAGACAGAAGGUAUUUUCAGAGUGCCAGGUGACAUAGAUGAGGUGAAUGCCCUGAAGUUGCAGGUGGACCAGUGGAAAAUCCCCACAGGACUAGAAGACCCCCACAUCCCAGCCUCCCUGCUGAAGCUGUGGUACAGGGAGCUGGAGGAGCCACUCAUCCCUCAUGAGUUUUAUGACGAGUGCAUCAACCACUACGACAACCCGGAGGCUGCCGUCAACGUGGUGCUGGGUCUGCCCCACAUCAACAAACUGGUGCUCUGCUACCUCAUCCGCUUCCUACAGGUAUUUGGUCAACCUGCCAACGUGACCAUCACCAAGAUGGACGUCAACAACCUGGCCAUGGUGAUGGCUCCAAACUGCCUGCGCUGCCAGUCCGACGACCCCAGGGUCAUCUUUGAGAACACACGCAAGGAGAUGUCCUUCAUCCGGGUGCUGAUCCAGCGGCUGGACACCAGCUUCAUGGAUGGUAUCCUAUAGCCCCGCUCCCAACUGCACACACUCACAUUGACCCCUGGCCUCUUCUACACGCC
Molecule: messenger RNA, 6894 nt
Organism: Cynoglossus semilaevis (tongue sole)
Lineage: Eukaryota; Metazoa; Chordata; Actinopteri; Pleuronectiformes; Cynoglossidae
Gene: arhgap39
Product: Rho GTPase activating protein 39
Exons: 11
Coding region: 3821-6841 (1006 amino acids)
Biological process (GO): signal transduction
Cellular component (GO): cytoplasm; cytoskeleton
Molecular function (GO): protein binding; GTPase activator activity
Source: RefSeq, a predicted model, not a curated record